This is a messenger RNA of Cuscuta europaea, 2188 nucleotides long. Lineage: Eukaryota; Viridiplantae; Streptophyta; Magnoliopsida; Solanales; Convolvulaceae. The record is from the annotation of a GenBank genome assembly.
CUGGUGCAGUGAACAAAUAGUCUGGCCCAGUAGCCUAUUGCCCAGACCAAAAUCAAGGGAAGAACUACCGUUUGGCCAAGUCCCAAGUUCGGCCGCACCCGCCUCACGCCGCUGCAGCCCGACACACAACAUCCGCGUCACGCCGCCGCUUUCCAGCACGCCACCCGACAUCUCUACCUGGUUGUCUGCGUAUCACUUCUUAGCUUUGUGGGAGUUUGGGUUGCCUUCUGCAGUUCUGCAAUUCUGCUAAUCGGCCCAGCAGCCCCAGCAGCUUCUAAUCUUUGUCUAGGUUGAUUUUUUUGUCCGGAUGUGGGCUCAUGUGAAACCAAAUAAUUUUUUAAUUGAAGGCUGCUCAGGCAACCAACUGAGAAUUCUAUCCUCGCAGUUUGGAUUUUUUCGACACUUUCAUUUCAAGACAAAUCCGAGAACCGGUUGUGAAUAUGUGUCACAUUCAUCAUCGGAUUCUGCCCAACGAAAGGCCCAAAGGGUUGUUGGGAUUUUCUGGGAUUUGGAUAACAACAAACCACCAAAGAUGUUACCUCCUUUUGAGGUGGCCACAAAGAUAAGAAAGGCAGCAGAGCAGUUUGGGUUAGUCAAGUACAUGAUAGCUUAUGCUAACCAACAUGCACUCAGUUAUGUCACACCUCUUGUUAGGCAGAAGAGGAAAGAGAUUAAAGUGUCAAAUGACUUGGAGUAUAUCUGUAGGGUGUGUGGGAGGAGUUUUUAUACUAAUUAUGAAAAGUUAAUUAACCAUUUUAAGCAUAUACACGAACGCGAGAAUAUGAAACAUGUGAAUCAGAUUGAGAGUGCAAGAGGCAUGAGGAGGGUAAAUUUGGUGGCUAAAUACUCUACAAAGAUGCAGAAGUAUAAAAAUGCAUGUAGAGGUAUUUUGACACAAAAAGUUGGCUACAGUUUGGCAGAUGAGGUAAGACGGGCGGGGUUCUGGGUUAAGUGCAUUUCAAAUAAACCAGACACUUCAGAUAUUAGUUUAAGGGAUCAAUUGGUGAAUAUGAUGAACAAACAGAUGGUUGAUUGUGUGCUUCUUAUAUCUGACAAUUCGGACUUCGUGGAUGUUGUGAAAGAGGCGAAGUCGAAGUGUUUGAGGACGGUAGUCAUUGGCGAUGUCACAGAAGGGGCUCUCAAGAGGGCCGCAGAUGCUUCGUUCUCAUGGGGGGAGAUAGUGAUGGACAAAGCUACGAAAGAAGCGAAUACAGUUGUAGGACAGUGGAAGGACCGUGAUGUGUUGAAAACAUUGGAAUGGACUUAUGAUCCAGUGAGAGACAAAAAAUACUAUUUCUUAUCUGACUUUGAGUGUGAGGUUUAUUCUGAUGUUGACGAUCGUUUUCUCUCUGGUGGGAAAUAGUGCUGAGCUGGCAUUCAUUCUAUGCAUAAGGAAGAUAGUAGAGAGUGAUGGGAGUUGGGCUCUAAGACUACGAAUGUGAACUGAUGACCUUCACAGUCAUUUUAAAGGGAAAUAACAUAGAGAUCUGCUCUGCCGUGUCUACAACCACCACACAAUUCCACAAAACCUUUAGAGAUCUGAUAAACGAGACAUUUCAUCCAUAAGUGGAUCAAUUUGUGAGUCUUCAUGGACAACAUUCUUACCUACUUGGAGAGUGAGCAGCAUAAAGAACAUGAGGAUUUGUGCUAGAAAAAACACUUCAAGAGAAGUAUCUCAUUGCAAAAUUUUCCAAGUGCCAUGUUUGUGGUGAAACCGAUAUUACUUGACGGGAUCAUGAAGCGUCAAUUUGAGGACAAAGAACUAUGACCGGUUCGAGGUUGGGGAUUUUCGGGAGAGAGAAGAUGGAUUGCUCUCGUCUCACUCUGGAUGCAUUGAUGUAAUGGUGAAUCCAAUAUUUGUGUAAUGUAAAUGUACACUAAAAAUAAAUUUGCUCUUGUCUCACCCAGGAACAUUGCCAUCAUCUCACCCUUGAAGGAAAAGUGAAGAUCAUUUAGAUAAGAGCGGGAUAAUCUGAUUACACUCAUAUUACAACCUAUCAAACUAAAGCUUGUUGUUUUGUUAGGUUUUGCCAUGUAAUCUUUCCAUUAUUCAUGUGAGAUAUUUGUAAACAAUACAUUUCAAGCUUACAAAGAAUUGUCACAUCUCGUGAAGACGUGAAGUAAAGUAUUCCCUAGUUUUAAGAUCAAAUAUGUGCCAACCUUUUUUCCAAAAAUAUAUUCAAUAAAU